Molecule: messenger RNA, 1804 nt
Organism: Rhincodon typus (whale shark)
Lineage: Eukaryota; Metazoa; Chordata; Chondrichthyes; Orectolobiformes; Rhincodontidae
Exons: 2
Coding region: 195-1757 (520 amino acids)
Source: RefSeq, a predicted model, not a curated record
UAACGCAGCCCUCGGCCGGUGCCCCCGUAACGCAGCCCUUGGCCAGUGCGCAUGUAGUAUCUGCUUCUGUACCUGCUGUCUCUUCAACAACCUCAACUACAUCACCAUCUUCUGUGUCUUCGACUUCCUCUACUUUCACCUCUCAGCAUCAUUCCUUAGAAUUCAAAAUACCAAUUCAAGAAACGGGAAAGUCAAUGGAUAGAGAAGAAAACAAAGAUGACAAACUGCCUGUACAGGUGAAGAUGGGUACUUUUGAUGAUUCAAAGUCCAGUGAUUCUUUCCAAUCUCCAAGGAAUCAUACCAUAAAUUCAGAUCGGAGUAGCACUGGUGAGAAAAGAAAUAUAAAUGAAAUAUUCACAGCCAAUAUUGAUCAAGCUGGGAGAGAAAUAAAAAACAAUCAAGCUUGUGCAGAUGACUCUGCAACCUGCAGACAAGUACACACACACAGACCUCAGUUAAAUGAUAAUGAUUUUGAGAGCAUUGGUAAACCAGGAGUGUUGCAGAGUGAUGUUCAGAAUAAGCAGUCAGAAACUCAGGCUGAAAGUUGCUGUGAAAUAACAAGUGUCGAUUUACAGCUCAGUCAAAACCCCGUGGAUAAUUCAAGCAACGAGAAUAAUGCAAACAGAGCCAUGCCAAAUGCCAACCUUAAUCCAAGAGAUAUGUCCAAAGAGGCCAACUCUUUGAAUUUGGGUGAUAGUAGUAGUCAGGGAGCUAAUGUUUCUUGUGACUACGAUGACAAAAACUCAAUUAAAGAACAAAAGAUUCGAGCAUUACAAGGUUAUCAGAAUGAUCAGCUGCAACAAAGCUUUUAUGAUGUUCACAGUCCAUUGAAUAUACAAUUGAAUUUUGAUGCUCAGAAAAAAAUAGGUGAGGGCGUAGACUCUGAUCAAAAGCACACAUUAAAUCAAAACGAAAAUAUUGAAUACAAAUGCAGGGCUUUUCAGACACAUAACACUGAAAUUGCAAAAAGUGGCCAUGAUGGGGCUGACUCUGAAGUUGAAUGCAUGAAAAAUGUGCAAACAAACAACAGCACAGAUUCAAUUUCCAACAGUGAACAAUUAAGCAGUUCUUGUACUGUUUGCUCAUAUAGACAUCUUUUGAUUAGUGGUGACUAUGUCAGUGAGCCAAGUGCUCAUGUGGAACACAACUCCCAAAAUGCAAAUCGAUUGAACAAUGAUCCACUGCUUCCUGCAUGUCAGCUAAUUGGCACACAGGCAUCAGGUCAGAUCAGCGAUAUGGAUGGUUUGCAAGAAAAUGCACAAAUAGAAACUACUAAGUGUGGAGGCAAACUAGAAUGUAUGGGAAUCCAGAAAUGUGAAAACUGGUUUACAGAGACAAAAUCAAAUAAAAAGUUAAAUCUGGAAGUAAAUGAUUCAAAGAGAGAAAGUUCAUCAUACUCUUGUGCGAAUGAAUUGACCCAGAGCACAUGUGAUGCUAAUCCAGGAGUAUACAAUGAGGAUGUCAAGGAACAAAGUGGGUAUAUUUAUCAAGAACCUGAUUAUGAAGUUGAAGCAGGCAAUGAUCAUGAAUUUGAAGCAGCAAUUCUGGAAGAUGCUAGGUGGCAUGAUUUUGGGAAUAGCUCUAUUAAUGCUUUGUCUACUGAGUGUGUUUCUUUGAUCUCGAGGAAAGAGCCACAACCUAAAAAGCCUGUAAAAUCAAAUGGGGACAUAACACAGUCAAAUUACCUAUUUGCAACAAUGUCAGUUCUGGUAUUAUCAGUUGUUGCUGUGUGCAUAUGGAAAUACUGCCAUAAAUAAGGACCAUUGUGACCUGAGAUAACAAGGUGUAGAGCUGGAUGAACACA